CCUGGUGUUUGGAAGAGUUGGGGAGCGCGCACCAAGAAAUCCAAAAAAGUACCUCGCAGGUGGGGCUCCAGACAGAUGUCCUGCCCGGGACCCUGACCGAAGUCCCACAGCAGGAUGGCUGACCUGCGUUUAUGUGAGCCAACAGAACUCUAUAACAUCUUGAAUCAGGUCUCCAAGCUGUCCAGAUUAGCUGAGCCCAAUUACCUCUGUCUACUGGAUGUUCGACCCAAAAGGCUGUAUGAUGAGAGCCACGUGAUCACUGCCAUGAGAGUGAAGAAGAAAGAUGAUCAGUACCUCAUCCCGGAGUCCGUGGAUCUGGAGUGUGUGAGGUACUGCAUCGUGUACGACAGCAAUACCAGUUCCUUGGAGCUGGGCAUACGACGGCAUGAGGACAAUGAAGAGGAGAAAAGCGAUGACGAGGAGGAAGAAACUGAAUUGUUACCUGGACCUGCUGUCGAAUUUGCACAAAUCCUCAUUCACUUCACCCGCCAACCUGUCUAUGUCCUCAGAGGGGGCUAUGAGUGCUUCUCUGGCCUGUACCACUUCUUCCGGACCCAGAAGAUUAUCUGGAUGCCCCAGGAACUGGAUGCUUUCCAGCCAUACCCUAUUGAGAUAGUUCCAGGCAAAAUCUUCCUGGGCAAAUUAAGUCAAGCUUGCAAUGCUCAGAUUCACAAGGAUUUGAAAAUUAAAGCUCAUGUUAAUGUUUCCAUGGAGUCAACACCGUAUUUUGUAGGUGAUGAAAAUAAACUCUUGCAUAUCAAGAUUGAAGAUUCUUCAGGUUCCAGCCUUUUCUCUUCUUUCCGCCACAUAUGUCACUUCAUGGAGCUUCACCUCCAGCUCCAAUCUGUCAUCCUGGUCUUUUCCACCCGGGGCAUCAGCCGAAGCAGUGCUGCUGUUGUGGCCUUCCUCAUGCAUUAUAAUGAGGAGACCUUGAAGAGGUCUUGGGCCCAUGUGAAGAAGUGCAAAAACAACAUGCGUCCGAAUCGAGGCUUGGUGGCUCAGCUGUUGGAGUGGGAGAAAGUUAUCCACGGGGAAUAUAUCACUGACAUCUCCAACCCUAUCUACUGACCUUCACUUGUGGCCCAACCAUGGUCACCACGCCAUGUUUGGGGCACUCGGGGGUGGGGGGCUAGGGUAAAUGGAAUGGUCUAGAAAAAGAGCAUUGUUGCUUGGAAUUUGAUGUGGUUCUUUUUGUGUUUUCCCUUCUAUACUGGGGAUUGAACCUGUAACAGUGGUUCUCAGCCUUCCUAAUGCUCUGCCCUUUAAUACAGUUCUUCAUGUUGUGGUGACCCCAACCGCAAAAUUGCUCCGUUGUUACUUCAUAACUGUAAUUUUGCUGCUGCUAUGAGUUGUAAUGCAAACAUCUGUGUUUUCUGAUGAUCUCAGGUA
Molecule: messenger RNA, 1389 nt
Organism: Psammomys obesus (fat sand rat)
Lineage: Eukaryota; Metazoa; Chordata; Mammalia; Rodentia; Muridae
Gene: Styxl1
Product: serine/threonine/tyrosine interacting like 1
Exons: 9
Coding region: 115-1068 (317 amino acids)
Biological process (GO): protein dephosphorylation; negative regulation of cytoplasmic stress granule assembly; positive regulation of intrinsic apoptotic signaling pathway
Cellular component (GO): mitochondrion
Molecular function (GO): protein tyrosine/serine/threonine phosphatase activity; protein phosphatase binding; protein phosphatase inhibitor activity
Source: RefSeq, a predicted model, not a curated record